Eimeria necatrix is the source of this 1881-nucleotide messenger RNA. RefSeq lists its product as hypothetical. Gene Ontology annotation, cellular component: nucleus. The record is from RefSeq and is a predicted model, not a curated record. NCBI's taxonomy places the organism in Eukaryota, Apicomplexa, Conoidasida, Eucoccidiorida, Eimeriidae.
AUGCGCGUUAGAGCGGCAGGCAUGAAGGCACUGGAGUGUAUAGGCAGCUCAGAGGCCGCGGAUGCUGCUGCUGCUGCUGCAGCAGGAACUGCAGCAAAUGCACCAGCUGCAGCAGGAAGCAAGGCAGCAGCAGCAGGCAAAGGACCAGCAGCAAACAAGGCUGUGGCAGCAAGCAAAGCAGCAGCAGCAGCAGCAGCAGCAGCAGCAGCAGGAGGUGCAGCAACACCUGUUAUUGUCUCUCCGGCUUUGUCUUGCGACAGCUGCAACGAGAGCCGCCUUGCUGCUUCCCCGCUGUUGAUUCCCACAGAUGCUCUAUCCCCAACAGUCUGUAGCAGCAGCAGCAGCAGCAGCAGCAGCAGCAGCAGCAGCAGCAGCAGCUUUGCUUGUGGGGCUGACGAUUUCCUGUGCCUCCCCGAGCGUCUGGGAGCCAUCAACCUGCAGCAGCAGCAGCCCCAGAAGCAGCGUCAGCAGCAGCAGCAGCAGCAGCAGCAGCAGCAGCAGCCGCUGCUGCUGCAGCAAAGUUUUGCUCCGCCUUCUUCUGUCCUCAUUGGCCCUCAAAGUGCGCUUCCCGUGGGCUCAUAUUACUUGACAGGCAAAGACCAGCAGCAGCAGCAGGAGCAGCAGCUGCUGCAACUGCAGCAGCAGGAGCAGCAGCUGCUGCAACUGCAGCACCAGCAGCAGCAACAGCAGCAGAACCCCAGCCUUACAUACACUGAACAGCAGCAGGUGCUGCUGCAGCAGCAACAGCAAUUGCAGUACCAACAGCUGCAGCAGCAACAAUUGCAGCACCAACUCCAGCUGCAGAUGCAGCAGCAGCAAAUGCAGCAGCACCACCUCCCGUUGCCCGAGCAGCAGCAGCUGCAGCAACAACUUCUCCUGACGCAGCAGCAAGAGCUGCACGAACUGCAGCAGCAGCAGCAACAGCAGCAGCAGCAGCUCUGCGAUAGCAGCAAAGGGUUCUGUAGCUGGGAUGUGACAGCAGAUGCCGCGACAGACAGCAAGUACUCGCUGCCAGCUGCUGCAUGCGCAGCAGCAGCAGCACCAGCAGCAGCAGCAGCAGCCCCAGCAGCAGCAGCAGCAGCAGCAGCACGGACGCCAGCAGCAGCAGCAGGACAGAGAGGGAAGCGAACUCUUGAAAGAGAAGCUGGCAGCAAACGCUUCCUGCGGCGUGCUGCUGUGCUGCCGCUGGCAACCCCACAGCCUUUUCAUUUUGCUGCUAAGAAGACACGGGAGAAAGAUGGCAGCUAUUACGGCUUGAGGCAGAGGUCUGCUGCUGCUGCUGCUGCUGCUGCUGCUGCUGCUGCUGCUGCUUCUGGCGCUGUUCCAGGGGUAGAUUCCGUACCUGCACAGCUCUCGACACCUGCAGCAGCACCAGUUGCAGCAUCAGAAGCAGCAGCAGCAGCAGCAGCAGCAGCAGCAGCAGCAGCAAACCCAUCUGCUGCCUGGGGGGCUCCUAUUUCCACGUGCCCUGCAGCAGCAGCUGCUGCUGCUGCUGCAGGCGAUUUCAGCAGCAGCAGCAGCAGCAGCAGCAGCGCGGGAGGCGUUGUGCUGCCUUUUAGAGUCACGCCUGAAGAAGUGGCAGCAGCAAACGCGCUGGUCAGAGAGCCGUUGGACUAUUACGUAACUGUGGGCCAGCAGCAGCAGCAGCAGCAGCAGCAACAGCAGCAGCAGCAGCAGGAAUGCAGCAGGUGCGGCAGAGAAGAGGCCGUAGCAGAGGACCAAACAAGGGCAGCAGCAGCCGCUUUGGAAAUAGUUGUGGCAGCAGCAGCAGCAGCAGCAGCAGCAAAGCCAGCAGUAGAAACUGCAGGUUUGCCUGCAGCAACAGCAGUAAAAGCAGCGCCAACUGCAGCAAACGCUGCAGCAGUGGAAGCAGCUGCAUGA